AUGGUCAUCGAGGUGAAUUCUCAGGAGAAGCGGUCUCUCAUUGCCAGAGAGACUGGGCUACUAGUUGUCAUAUCAGAUGAGCAUGAUCAGGAUGGCAAUAGUGCAGAUACAGGGGGGUGCGUGCCCUAUAGACGAACCUUUUUGAUGAGUGGAGCUGCGCUGUCGGCCUGUGUUGUCAUGGCGGCGGCAAUAUUGCUUCUGUCAAGAAGACUGGUCAUGCAGCAGGAGGCUGACCUUUCUAUGCCGAGCGUUCAGUCUAAGCAGUUGGAGCACUUCAGUGCAGACAUGUCUUGCAUGCCACAGUGUCCGGCCUCACGUCGACUGGAGGAGGAGCAUGCGGAUGGGGUCUCCAGCCUGGAGAAGUGCUUAGAGAGCUGCCCCUCCACUGGCUUCAUGGCCACCAUGGAGUUUGGUGAGUGCAAGGCCAAGUGCCAGAGGAAGCAUCCUGCAGCAGGGAUGAAGAAUGUUCCGGAUUCAGAGCCACCCUUGGAAGGAUGCAAGCGCCAGUGCCGCCAACACGGUGGCAACUUUUGGCAUCUGUUGUACUCUGACUGUGCCCAAGCCUGUGCUGCAAAGACAGCCCUUCCUCAGGUCCAGUACAUGAAAAAGUACAACAUCUCCUUCGACUCAGAUAUGGAAGAUCUGCAUGCGGAUGUGACCGCGCUCCUUAGGACGAGGUUUCAGUUCAAGAAGCGCUCCAGCAGUCAUCCUUUCAGCUUCGUGCUCGAGAAGUAUCAGAAGAAGGUGGCCGAUGCUUUGGGCAAGGUCUUGGAGCUGCCCGAGGAUGCGCCACUGCCCCAUGUGAUACUGAGGCAGUACCGACCUGGGAUCCAUCAUGUGGUCCCAAGGGUUCUCUUCAAGGACCCGGGCGAUGACGUAGAAGCCGUCGUGGACAUGAAGGGCCUGCCCAUCUCUGACGUGAAGAAGCUGUCCGACAAGUCCGUGCUGAAAAAGAUAGACGAGGAGCUGCGAAAUUCGCUUGUCAGAGAUCUGACGACCGUCGGUCUCGCGGAAGUAUCACCAACAGAAGCCUUGGAAAGCACAUCCUCAACAGUAGAUGGCAACUUUGUUUCUUUGGGUUGGCACACAGUCUGCCGACUGAACGAGGCUGACACAUCCUACGAUGGAAAUGGAAAGGCGAGAAUCGUGCAUGGCCAGUCCUUGCAACAAUGCUCCAUGCUGUGCAAUGACUGGAACAUCUUCUGCUACGGCUUCGAGUUCCGAAGCCACACAGGGCGGUGCGAGAUUUGGACGACGCCCAUUUGCGCUCACACCCAGGUGCUCAAGAACAAAGACCUCGGUGCACAUGAAAGUACAUGA
Messenger RNA from Symbiodinium natans, 1320 nucleotides. The record is from the annotation of a GenBank genome assembly. NCBI's taxonomy places the organism in Eukaryota, Dinophyceae, Suessiales, Symbiodiniaceae.